Molecule: messenger RNA, 1224 nt
Organism: Macrosiphum euphorbiae (potato aphid)
Lineage: Eukaryota; Metazoa; Arthropoda; Insecta; Hemiptera; Aphididae
Source: the annotation of a GenBank genome assembly
AUGAUGCUGGACAUACUGCACCGGCACGUCGUCAGGGACAUGGACGGGUUCCCCAGAAUCUCCAACUACGGCGAUUGUGGUGAUGGCCCGGCGAGUUGCGAGGGCUGUGGUACGAAGAUCGUGGACAGGUUCUUAAUGCUAGUGGGUACAAGCAGCUGGCAUGAGCAGUGCGUCACAUGUUCCGCGUGCGGCGUCCCACUGGCCAAGUCGUGCUACUACCGGCACAAUGGAUUGUACUGCAAAAACGAUUAUGACAGACUAUUCGGCGUCAAAUGCGGUCGGUGUGGCGAGCCUUUGGGAGCCAGAGAGCUUGUAAUGCGCGCUGGGCCCAGUCACGUUUAUCACGUGGGAUGUUUCGCUUGCGUGGCUUGCAUGCAACCGUUACAGAAAGGCCAGCAGUACGUGGUCAAAGCCGGUGGCGGACAACUAUUCUGCCGCACAGACUUCGAAAAGGAAAUAUUUCUAAUGCAACAGACCGUUGGAAGUCCACAACCAGACGAUAGUCUAACUUUAGACGAGAACUGUAGACCUCGAGACGGCCGCCGUGGACCGAAAAGACCCAGAACCAUAUUAACCUCAGUACAACGACGGCAGUUCAAAGCUUCAUUCGAAGUCAGUCCAAAACCUUGUAGAAAGGUACGAGAAGCGUUGGCUAAAGACACGGGAUUAAGUGUACGAGUAGUGCAAGUAUGGUUUCAAAAUCAGAGAGCAAAAAUGAAGAAAAUCCAAAGAAAGAGUAAACAGGACGAUAAAAAUACGAACAAUAAUAAUGCGAACAAUACGGAUAAAAAUGAAACUGAGCACGCAACGAAUACCACAUCUAGCGUAUGUUCUGGAGAUCAUUAUUUGAGCUUGAGUACGUUGAGCAUGCACGACAGCAGUGACUCGAACUAUCAGAACAGCCAGCCGCUGAACCCCAACAUACCGUACUCGCCCGAAGGUACGUACACCGGCGACCAUUCGGUGGACAGUUUCUGCAGUUCGGACGUGUCCCUGGACGGCAGCACCACGGCGGCGGACGAGAUCGGCUCCGAUACCAUGUCACUAGACCUGUCCGUCCACCAUGGGACCCAUAACCAAAACGUACACCACCAAAAUCAUCACCAUCAUCACCAUCACCAUCACGUCGGUGGGGCCGCGUCCGUGGUGCCGGGCCAGCAGAUCAACCCGAUCGACAAACUGUAUCUGAUGCAAAACUCCUACUUCAACAGCAACGACCAUUAA